This is a messenger RNA of Rhizoctonia solani, 1251 nucleotides long. RefSeq names its product histone deacetylase family protein. The record is from RefSeq and is a predicted model, not a curated record. Gene Ontology annotation, molecular function: histone deacetylase activity. Bases 1 to 1251 code for a protein of 416 amino acids. The transcript is spliced from 8 exons. NCBI's taxonomy places the organism in Eukaryota, Fungi, Basidiomycota, Agaricomycetes, Cantharellales, Ceratobasidiaceae.
AUGUCAUCUGAACCCAGAGUAGCAUAUGUUUGCUCGCCCGACCUAAUCCGGGUAUCUUCCCUGCUUCCUUCCAACCGAAACCGCUCAGCACUUGUCCACACGUUAGUAAGCGCCUAUGGGCUGCUAAAGCGCGCCAACUGCAUACUUGUGAAACCCGGAAAAGCAAGUCGACGGGAUUUGGAACGGUAUCAUGAGGCGGGUUACUUGGACUAUGCACUUCAACCACACAGAGAUGACGAAACUGGCAAGGGCAAUGUCACUGAAUUUGGCUUGGAAGACGACUGUGAAGUUUUUCCUGGACUGGAUGAGUACAUAUACACGGUCGCGGGCGCCACUCUCACAGCGACGAAAGCCAUCCAAAGUACAAUGUUCGACGUGGCUAUUUGCUGGGACGGCGGGAGACAUCACGCACAUAAAGCCCACGCUGCCGGAUUCUGCUAUGUAGCCGACUGUGUACUAUCUAUACUUCAGCUCAAGCGGCCUGGGCCAGGCCAGAAAACACGUCCCAAGGUGGCAUACCUAGAUUUAGAUCUCCAUCACGGGGACGGUGUUGCCGAAGCCUUUUCGUCCCAAUCACUUGAGGAGAAUCAAACGGAAAACAUCUCGUCAAGUAAUGUUCUCACACUAUCCAUUCAUCACCAUGCUCCUGGUUUCUAUCCCCAUUCUCCAUUAGGGGGACUUACCAAACCAACGACAACCGAUCCAUUUUCGCUCUCAAUUCCGCUAAAUCGAGGGACCAGCGCUCGUACAUAUGUGCGUAUUUGGAAUAUCGUUGAGCGCGUUCUAGGUGCAUUCUUUCGAUGGGAUACAGAUGUAGAACUUGAAGAUGCUCCAAAGUAUCUUGUUGUACAAUGUGGAGUAGAUGGACUAGCAGGAGACCCGUAUGCAGUGUGGAAUUGGGAUAUAGAUGUAGAAAAGGAGGGAUCUUUAGGUUGGUGUGUUCACAGAGUGAUGCGAUGGACAGGUCCCCACGGGGGUGGGCUAAAGAUUGUUUUCUUGGGAGGCGGAGGAUACAAUAGCCCCAAUGCUGCCAGAGCAUGGGCCUACGUCACUUCUAUUAUUACCGGUCAGCCUCUGUCCAUCAAUGAUGACAUCCCAGAUCACAGCGGAUUCCUCAAAUACGCGCCUUCGUUUGUGCUGGAUGUACCCGCAGGCAACAUGCAAGAUGACAACAUAGAGAAGGACUUAGAGCAGAUAGAGAAUAAUUAUAAUGUAUUAAUCGAACGGAUACAGCGUGCGCAGAGUAGCUAA